Messenger RNA from Mizuhopecten yessoensis (Yesso scallop), 7906 nucleotides. Its product is annotated as inositol-tetrakisphosphate 1-kinase-like. The record is from RefSeq and is a predicted model, not a curated record. Gene Ontology annotation, molecular function: magnesium ion binding; inositol-1,3,4-trisphosphate 5-kinase activity; inositol-3,4,5,6-tetrakisphosphate 1-kinase activity. Gene Ontology annotation, biological process: inositol trisphosphate metabolic process. The transcript is spliced from 10 exons. Gene Ontology annotation, cellular component: cytoplasm. NCBI's taxonomy places the organism in Eukaryota, Metazoa, Mollusca, Bivalvia, Pectinida, Pectinidae. Bases 118 to 1386 code for a protein of 422 amino acids.
AUGAUCUGGUUUACAUGUUAUUGAGUUCCGGGUGUGGGCCAGUUUAUACCUGUAUGAGCAGACGGUUAGCAGACAAGGUGGGCAAAUGACUGUGUAUCGGUAGGAUUUCCAGCCACCAUGAAACGCGUCGGGUACUGGAUUAGCGAAAAGAAGGCAAAGAGCCUGAAUUUGGAGGAUCAAAAAGAAGUUUUCAGAAAUGCAGGCAUUGAAUUGAUUAAGUUGGAUUUACUUCACCCAUUAGAGGACCAGGGACCAUUUGAUCUCAUCCUUCACAAAUUUACAGGUCUAAUGGUGAAAGCAGAGGAGGGGGACGCAUCAUCGAUCGCCACCUUAGAAAAUGUCAAGGACUACAUUAGAUGUCACCCAAACUGUAUAUUAGUGGACACGUUUGAUUCGUUGAAGAACCUGAUAGACAGGAACGAACAAUACAAACUACUGCUGAGAUGUCACCUUCUCGACUCAGAUUCCUGUGUGUUUACCCCCACCUUUGUAGAGCUGACAACGACAGACAUCAGCAUUAAUAAGGUUCGCCUACAGCAAGCCAACGUCAAGUUCCCAUUUGUUUGUAAACCAAUAGUUGCCCAUAGCACCAGUAUGUCCCACAAGAUGUGUAUCAUUUUCAACGAGUAUGGUCUGAAGGACGUCCAGCCGCCGUGUGUUGCCCAGACUUUCAUCAAUCACAAUGCCGUUCUUUACAAAGUCUUUGUGAUAGGGGACAAACAGUAUAUUACAGAGCGACCGUCGCUGAAAAAUUUCUACAAUGAGGACCAAGAAACAAUUUAUUUCGAUUCCAGUCAGAUAUCCAAGCCAAAUUGCUCAAACGCACUAACAGAGUUAGACGAGGGUGACCCAAACAGGAAUGAAUCCCCAGUAAAACCUGACCUUGAACUGCUGAAGGAGCUAGGACAAGUCGUUGGUCUCGAGUUCCAGAUACAACUCUUCGGUAUUGACGUCAUUGUUGACUGUAUCACCAAUAAAUAUGCUGUAAUCGACAUCAACGCCUUCCCAGGUUACGAGGGAGUAGAUGGGUUUGUCCAGUUGCUCUGUAACCACCUGAUGUCACUUAUGAACAGGCAAGCAGCCAACCAAUCGAACGAUAAGAGUUUAGCUGGAACGAAACACAAUAGCCAUCAUCUUCACUUAGAAAAUGGCCACUGUGAGCGGCGGAAGCGUCUGAAAUAUUCCUCCCCGGAGCCGGAAGAGCACAAUGGAGUUUGUAGCAAGUGUUGUGAUAAUUCAUUCAUGUCCGGUGGAAACAAGACUGUUCAUAUGUGCCAGGCCAAAAGUUUGAGUGAGGAUUUCAGUGUGCAAGUAGAGAAUCGAGCGAAAUCUGAUGUCAUACCGUGGAAACAGCCAAUCAACGGCUGUGUAGAACAUAGCCUCUAAACUCCACGAGAGUUUCUAUAAUCUAUGCAGGACUUUAUAUUUUAACUACAGGUUCAAAUUGUUAUAUUAUUAUAUCUGUAAUGUCCCUGUGAUCAUGUAGAGAGAGGAUAACAAAGGUCAGAGGUCACUCACUCAACGGCAGUUAUUUCAAUGUAUAAUCUUUUGACGUUUUUCCUCUUUUUUUUUUUUUGCUUCAAAAUAACAUGAUAGAUGAAAGAUUUAUAAUUUAAAACUCUUCAAAGUUUUAAUUUUAUCUAAGUUUUAACUUAUUAAAAAUUCGAAAAAUUACAACUGUUAAAAAAAAAUGUUGACGAUUUUGAAUCUUUUUUAAAUAUGAAAAACAUAUUCCAACCAAAACAUACAUUAUUUUAAGCAAAGCUCUUCUUGUCCUAACAGAAUCCGUAUUUCUUGAAUAGGUCAGCUAGGUGGAAUAAAGUCCUCAGGGAGAUAUAGUUCUGUCGCUUUUAUAAGCACCUGUUCAAGACAUUCCAUUCCCCGUAAGUGAAAAGAAGUGCUCUAUCAUUAGGGGUCAUUUUAUUGGCUGUUGGUGGACAAAAGAAACAUGUUUAAACCAAUAAGAUAGGUCAAUUGAUCAUUCAAAGCUUUUAAUUUUCAUUGGUCAAAUCCAUUUCAAGCAGUGAAAAUGUUGAUAUCGUUGAUUGCUUGUGGUGUGUUUUAAGGUCAGAAUUUGCAUUCAGACCAAUUUUACUGGUUCAAGACUCACCAGAAAACAACAUCAGAUCAUUUGUUCGUUCCAUUCUGUGUUCAGAAACAAACGAGUUUAAUGCAGUGACUUACAGAUUGGUGUCAGACAGUGUAAGGGAGAUAACUCUAAUACAAAAUUUUCCCCUGCAUAAAAAUAAUGUAUGGUUUGUAUACUUUUGUUUGUGCAUAAACAGGUUUUGGACAUCCAAUCAUUUAGACUGCUUGAAAAUAAGAUUGUAAUGUAACUGUUAUUCUAGUGAAGUUGAUUGAAGGUCUUUAAUCUUCUCUCAUGUAUGCAAGUCUGUAAGAUGUAUAGGGCCCUUAGUUAUUCCAUAAUUGUAGCAUUUGAUUCCUAAUUUUAUUGCUGGUCACUUAAGUUGUUAUAGUCAAGACUCGAGGCAUUUUUAAAACUAUUUUUAACAUAAUAGUUGUAGUUGUACAUGUAGUGGGUUGUAUGCUUUGAGAGAAAUUUAAAGUCAAAUUGGAUAUUCGACUGAUGAGACAUGUGUCUACGCAGAUUCUGCAGUAAAUGUUUCUUGGUUUUAUACAAACCUUUUUCUAUUCAGAAAUUUCUCGAGUCGGUGAAUUCAGCAGUAGUUAAAAGUAUAUGUUUUCUUCCAUACUGGUUGUUGUUUUAUUGCUUUGAACGGUAUCAAUUUUUUUUUUUUUCAAAACAGCUAACAAAGUCUUUACAGUAUCUGUCAAACUACAUGUUAUUCAAUUAUUUUUUUAUCUUGCGUAUAAAGCAUAUAACAUUAAGUAAAGUAAUUUAAAUUUCUACAAAGCCUGCCCCAAGACACUUUAUCUACAGGGAUGUGAUCAGUUUCAGCCAUCUCUUUAGUUGUCUUAAUACAGUUUUAAGUCGGUCCAGAUGCUGAAAUUUUAUUCCAGUGCUGUCAAAAGCUCCAUAGGUCACGGUCGUCUUUAGCCGGUGAAUUAGAAGUAAAUUUGUUGUUGAUUUAAUGAUUUAUAUAGAAGACUCACAGUCUAUGUAGACCGUGUUAUUGUUUAUUCAACAUGUUUUCCCUUGCUUGCAAAUGCAGCUUUUUACGCAAUUUGUCAGGAUAUGGAGAUUUCGCAACCAUGGUUAGACUUUGUAUCUAUUUAUAAAUUAAGUCACAACUGACUGUUUUCCUCCUACAUCAAACCCUGUAUUUUGAUAAAAACCUAUUAAUUUGAUAAAACAAAAGAUGAAAUAAAUAAAUCUAGAGUACCAUAUAGAAAAAUCUACUCUUUGUUUGCAAUAUCAGUUUAUAAUCGUUAAAGAAUUGUCAUUUUGGCCAUACUUUCAUAAUUAUGAUAGAUUCUAAAAAAUGAAAAUUUUAUUUCAUUUUAUCAAUUUUAUCAAUUUCUCUUGUUGGCCCAGUUGGAAGUACAUGGUGGGUCUAAUGUAGGAGAUAACUGGAGUUCCCAGGGAAAACCCUUUUUAGAAAAAAAGAAUCGAUUAUGUAUAUCUGAAUAUAAUUUCAGUUUUUCCAGGAAUAACAGUAGUCAAUUAGAUGAGUGAUAUGUGUUUAGGUGUGUAGGCUUGUUGAUAGUCUAAGGGAGGUAGGGACAAGCUUGCCAAGGAGAACACGUUUUAUCUGUUUGCAUGCUAUUUGCAUGUUUGUUUAGGAAUAUUAUAUAUAUUUUUUAGACAGAAGACUAGAUUUUCUAUUCUUUGCUUUAUUGAGCGGGACAGUAUUAAAUGUUAAAGGUCGGUAGAUUUUAUAAGUAGUACAUAUAUAUACGAGAUACAGACGUUUCUUAUUGCAUUUGUUUGAUAUAUUAAAUUGUGUUUGUUUUCAUAACACAAAAACAUUUAUGGUUGAAGAUGAAAAUUCAUUAAACUUUUACGUGAUAUUUUUGUUGUCACCUGUUAAAAGUACAGAAAUACAAGUGCAGGGAAAAUUCAGAUUUUACAAAAAAAGACUGUCUAUAAAGACCUUAACUCUAUUACUACUCCACAAAGAGUGCCCCACUUUUAAAGAAAAUAUUUCUUUGAAUAAGUAGCUAGAAAGGCCAAUUUCUCACAUUGCUAAAUCACAUACCCGUGGUCAGAAAUAUGUAAUAUCUUCUCAACAUUUUCUUCUCAGUCGUAAAUACGCACAUCACAUACGUGAGGACACAGGCCAUAAAGAGAUACAUGUACCCGACUGUGCUUUAUAAAAUUUUAAACAAUCCUGUAUUGUAACGCUUCAGUCAGUAAGUUUGUAUAAUGAUUUUUUUUCUGUAGAACACAUUCUCUCCUCGACAAUAACACAAUAUGACACCAGGCUUAUACAAGCAUUUAUCAUGAUCUACCUGUAGCUAAAACAAGAAAAAAAGUACAAUUCAGACUCAGCUAAGUGAAAACUGGAUUCAACUAAAAAUGUUGAAAUUAAACAACUGAGACAAGUCUGUACUAGAUUCAGCUAAAACACUAAAAACUAGACUCUACUAAAUAAACUAAAAUAAAUUACUAAGACGAGUCAGUACCAUAGAUUCAACUAAAUCAGACCACUAAAUGAAUUAAUCUAAGAUUCAAAUUAACUCUUCUAACUGAAUUUCUCUAGGUCAAGUCCAAACUGGACUCAAUUAAAACAAGUCCAAACUGGACUCAAUUAAAACAAUUCCAAACUGGACUCAACUAAACAAUUAAAAAAAAAAUGGACUCAACAAGUUAAACUGGGCUCAGAUUAAACAAGUCAGAUAAACUAAACUACGAGUAUUGAAACUUAACUAAAAAUAUCUUAAUUAGGCUGAGGAAGUCAGUAUUGAAUAAUAAAUAAAAGUAAAUUGAAACAAUAAAUAACACCGUAUAUAAAUUGUUUGCGAUAUACAUGUAUUUACUGUAUGGUCAUUGUCGUAAUAAGUGGCAAAGUAAAUGUUAUCACAGGAUGACGGUAUGUUUGAGUCAUGUUCAUAUGCCAGACCAACUAACUGCAAAAUCAAAGUCAUUUGUAUCGGUAAACCUGCAAAUGAACAAACCCGCACAAUUCCUGAAACAAAAGAUAAGGGGAGAUAAUUCUGAGAUGCUGAAAUGAAACAUAGAUCUUUUACACAAAUUUAUAACAAUAGUGAAGAUGAAGCCCGAGUUUCCUGCACCUGUAUAUUUAUUGACUUUGACCUCCAUUAUGUCUUCAAACUUUGUUGUGAUUUAUUUGUAACAUUCUGUAUUUUUUUUCUUUUCAUUGUUUUAUAUCUUGGGGCAUUUCACACAUUCCAUGAUUGUACGUGUAAAGCAUGUAAGAUGAUGGCGUUUUUCUUUUUGUGUGUGUAGAUUUGAUUUUCAGUGUUGAUUAGAACACGACUCACAUUCUGUCGAUUCUACAUGAAUUUUUUAUAUUUAAAGCUAGAUUGACUAUGAUAGUCAUACAUUGUAUGGAGAUAUUAAAGUGAUUUUUUGUUGUGUGCCUACAGCUGCGCUUCACCCAUACCUACAAUUUACAAGUGGUGUAUGUAUUAGGAUAUAUAUACACUUACAACGGCAGGUUUUCAGUUAUUUAUCAAUCUGAAAUUUUAAAAUCAUUUUUAUGAGACAGUACUGUUUAAAGUAGAAAUCUAUAUUCUUCAACAGUACAAUGCAGAUACUUGAAAAAAAUGGCUCCUCUCCUUAAAAUAAUACAGACUUGAGCAAGGCAAGCUAGCCUUCUACUUUAUCCUGUGGUAUUAGUAGUAGCCUUGCUCUAGUCAGAGAAUUUUUAGGAGGAUGUGUCAAUUAAUUCAAGCACCUGUGAUACAAUUAAAUACUUAAUUUAAAUAAUUAUAAAUGCAUUGUGUUUAAGAAAGUAUUAUCAAAUUUAAGGAAAAAAUGUGAAUAUAUGACCUAUUUUCCUUGUAUAAGCUGGGUUGAAUGAUGCUGAUCUUAGAAGACUUCCAUUUUAUGGGGCUGUUAAGUUAUGUUUAAAUGUUGUAUUCAAAUGAAUGAUGAUAAUAAUAAAAUAAGGCCAAAACAAAAAUGUUUUCACUGUCUGAGAUUUUUUCUCUCAAUGAAAACCUUGGUUUAAAUAUUUUGGAGAUCCAAAAGCAAAACCACAACAUUUAUUUUUGCUUGGCCUCAUUAAUGUGAAUGAAAUUUGUCUAUGUUGAUCACAGAAAUUUGGGAUGUUCUACACUAAAACCUUGAGUAACUGUACGGUUAGUCAAAGCUUGAUUGCAAUUUAAGGCUGUAUGCUACCUUACUCUGACGAUAUGCAUCUUCUUUCAGAAAGAGUUCUGCAUUUAUAAGAGACCCAUGAAAUGUCUUUAAUGAUAAUGAUUGGGACUAACCAGUAAUGUUAAUCAACUGCUAGUUUUAAAAUGUACACCGAUAUGCAUGCUUUAAUUGUUAAAUUAAUUGGAUGCCAUCUUGAUGUAUCAAUGUAGUGGAGGUGUCAUUAUGCAGUGCAUUUUAUCUCCAUACCAGAAUAUUUCUAAACAUUUUCUUAAGGUUGGUAAGUAUAGAUUGUGAAAAGAUUCAUGUAGCACAACCAAAAAGUGUUUUUAUCCGACGUUUCGAUGACUAGGACGCUAUGUACUCUUGUCACCUUCAUUGGACAAAUAUCCAGUAAAGCGUGUACGCAAAUCGAGAUGAGGGGACUCGUAGACUCUCGCACAUCUAUGACCAAGUAUUAAACAAAGCAUAGCUGAAUCAAGUUAUUUUGGUACAUAUAUAACUUAUUGUACAUAUCGUUACAGCGAAGUCUAAUCGAUAUCAAUUUGUGGACAACUCGUACACAUUUCACACAUUUGCGUACAUAUGCUUUAUUGGUCAUACCGUACUAUUCAUCGAAAUGUCACAUAUAAACACUUUUUGGUUGUGCCACAUGAAUCUUUUCACAAAUGGUUUUCACCAAUAAAUUUGAAAAGAAGACCACCAUCUUGUGUACAUGAUUAAGACGUGUAUAUAUGUAUACUUUACUUGGAAGAGACAAUUGGGAUUUAUACAAAUUGUUUUAUGCAAAUUAUUUGAAGAAAUAUUUAUAUUGAUCAGUCGUAAAAUUAAGUGUGGUACAUUGUAUGUUUAUAUCAGGGUUGUACACUUUUAAGAAAUCUAUACACAAAAUGCAGACUAUGAAACUCCGUAGGGGAGAUCCUGAAUCAAUUUCUUUUGACUUGAUACAAAUUAUGUAAAUGCUGCUACUGUACAUGUAAUUUGUAUAGCUGAAUUGAGGCUAGGGCCAAAAUAUAUGUAUCGUUCUCUGUGAUCUGGUCCAUUUUACGAGAUGGAAUGGCACAGUAUAGUCUUUAGCCGUCGAUACCCCAUAGCUCAUUUUAUAAAUUCUGACUGAAGGCUAUAAAGCUAUGGUCGGCUACCUCUUUCAAAGUGGGAACUGGUGGACUAGCUGUAGGGUUCAAACUCUUUAGUUUCUGAUAACUUUUUUUCAACUUUUACUUGCCUCAGUGUCUCCAACAUUUUGAGUUUGCCUUACAUUCUAAGCUUAAUUUCUAUUACAAUUAACAUUCAAACUUGAGCUCAUUUAAUUUAGCUCGGAGCAGGUUCAUCAUUAAUGGUUGAUUGUUAAAGCGAUAACUCUACGACAUUUCUACAAUAUGUGUGGAUGGUUUAGGGGAACCCUUGCAUGUGUAUAUGACUCACCGUGUGAUAAAAGCAUCAGUUGGUCGGCAUACACACCAGUAUAACACUGUAUAUAUUAUAUUAUAUAUCCUUGACCACUGAUAGGGCUAUAUUACUGUGAGAAUAAAAUUAUAUACAUAUACAAUGAUGAGAAUUUGUUUGUGUCUUCUAUUAUAUGGAAUCUUUUACUCUCUUAUGAAUCCUCAACUCCUCAACUCUGAAACCCCCUGGCAGUUACAGCCUUGGGUCCCACUCCUCACCUCCACUCCCAAGCCCCUGGCAGUUACAGCCUUGGGU